AUGGCCCUCUGCCCGCUGCUGGUGUGCGUCUUCCUGGCCUGGGUGCUAGCCUGCUCUGCCCGACCCUCCCACACCCACCUGCUGGUGGGCGACUCGGAAGACCGGCGCGCCGAGGCCCUCAAGAGGCUCUUGCAAGUCUUCGGCAUCAUGGACCCUCCCCAGUCCCCCCACGGGAUCAAGCAACCACCCCAGUACAUGGUGGAUCUCUACAACACAGUGGCCGGAGCUGACGGGGUCACCAAAGACCCUGACAUCUUGGAAGGGAACACGGUGCGCAGCUUUUUGGACAAAUUUCACAGCAGCCAGAUGCACUUCCUGUUCAUCCUGUCCAGCGUAGCAAAGAACGAGCGCGUGCUGACGGCCGAACUGCACCUGUUCAAAUUGCGGGCCAGGACGGCGGACGGGCCCCUCAGGAGGCACCACUUCUGCCAGGUUAGCGUGUACCAAGUCCUAGACCAGCACAACCCGGAUUCCCCAGAGGGAAAGAAACUGCUGUCUGCCAGAUUGCUUGCCAUGCAGGGAUCUGGUUGGGAAGUCUUCAGCAUCACACAAGCGGUUCGCGACUGGACAGAAGAGGAAAGUAGCAACCGGGGCUUGCUGGUGACAGUGCGGGGCCUCGGCGGGGCCGUGCUGGAGCCUGGUGCCGUGCAGUUCGCUUCCGGACGAGACCACCACGAGAGCAAGAAACCAAUGCUGGUUUUGUUUACUGAUGACGGGCGGCGAGGAUGUCUAAGCAUUAACAACUCGCCAGAUUUGGACCUGGAGAACCCAAUCCUUCCAGAGGAGGUAGAACUCCCCCAAACCAACCGGACGCGGCCCCCUCGCGCCACAGGAGAUCAGCGGCUGCCUUGCCAGUUACACCCGCUCUCAGUAGACUUUGAGGGAAUCGGCUGGUCUGGCUGGAUCAUCUCUCCCCGCGGGUACAACGCCUUCCACUGCAGGGGUUCCUGCCCCUUCCCGCUGGGGGAGAACAUGCGGCCCACCAACCACGCCACCGUGCAGUCCAUCAUUAACGCGCUGAAGCUGAGCCAAGACGUCAGCGGACCCUGCUGCGUGCCAGACAAGCUCUUCUCCAUCAAUCUGCUCUAUUUCGACGACGAUGAAAAUGUGGUCUUGAAGCAGUACGAUGACAUGGUGGCCGGGAGUUGUGGGUGUCAUUGA
Messenger RNA from Euleptes europaea (tarantolino), 1161 nucleotides. RefSeq names its product bone morphogenetic protein 2-like. NCBI's taxonomy places the organism in Eukaryota, Metazoa, Chordata, Lepidosauria, Squamata, Sphaerodactylidae. The record is from RefSeq and is a predicted model, not a curated record. Gene Ontology annotation, cellular component: extracellular region. Gene Ontology annotation, molecular function: cytokine activity; growth factor activity. Bases 1 to 1161 code for a protein of 386 amino acids. Gene Ontology annotation, biological process: SMAD protein signal transduction. The transcript has 6 exons.